ACAAACCUCCACAAACACUUUUGCUUCCGUUAAAACAAGUUCUACGUACACAUAAAAAUAUAUAUACAUAUAUUUUUUUUUUUUUUUUAAAUAUAAACCGAUUCGAAAUUCAAAUAGUUUAUUUGCUCUGAUUAAAAAAAAGAUGGCUUGCAACCCACAAGCAGCAAAAGCUGCCACCCAGGGAAUCGCUGCCGCACAUGCCAGCAGCAUUGCGUAUGUACAGUGCCAGAAUCUGAAGUAUAAUGCCAUUAUUAUAGGCUGGCUGGGUGUCAUCAUAUCAAGCGUGAUGAUCUUUAGCUCCAUGAUGAUCAUAAAUAUGCAAACCGAUGUCGAAUUGCUGAUUAAACAAGUGCUGCUAAACCAGGUCACAGACAAGGAAAUGCAGCUCCUAAUGAAUCUAUUGGCUGCAUUUAGUACAGUCGCCUAUGGCAUGUCUUUGAUUAACUUGGGCGUCAGCCUGUUGCUGCUCAUUGGUGUGGCUCGGGACUCGAGCAGCCUGCUGUAUCCCUGGUUGAUAUAUCACGGAGUUGUGUUCGGAUUUGGUCUGUAUAUGGGUAUAUUCUAUGCCAUGGCUGGCCUAUUUAUAGAUCUGUCUAGUUUCUUGAUGUGUUUGCUGGUCUUCGCCCUUGUGCUAGUGAUUUAUUAUAAAAUCUAUCAUGAGGUAUUUACCCUAUUUCGGGUUAUGCAAGAACAGGCCUUACGUAGCGCACAAUUUUGCCAGGAUGCAGAGCAUGCCUAUGCCUCUGGCCUGCCAUAUUCGCCGCUAUAUUUACCUCGCUUUCCCUUCAAGCAAUAAACAGCAAGAACAGUUCAAAUAGUCGAUAAAUGUUGAGUAUAUAUAAUAAUUAAAUAAUAAUAUCCAG
Molecule: messenger RNA, 863 nt
Organism: Drosophila novamexicana
Lineage: Eukaryota; Metazoa; Arthropoda; Insecta; Diptera; Drosophilidae
Exons: 4
Coding region: 143-796 (217 amino acids)
Source: RefSeq, a predicted model, not a curated record